CACUUCAACUAUAUGAAAAGGUUUACCAAGUUCGCGGGCCUGGCGCAGUCCUUUGAAUGUGGCUCGCUCCAAGAACGACACCUCAAUAACCGGCCCAACGAUCAAAUCCCCCAGUCUCAUGUGGAGGAGGCUUCUGACGUGACGUUCAAAAUUGUAGCAAUGCUGAAAGACAUCACCAUCAGCAAACCAAGAGGUAGCAAAAUCAACAUCUCCUGGUCCAGCUCCAUCGAGUUCUCCUGUCACAACUUCUUCUCCCCUCAAAGACUACAAGACAACCUCGAGCUGUUCUGGUCGUGUUGGUAUCCUAACUGCCCCAUCAUUCACAAACCAUCCUUCUCGACCUCCAACGCAUCGCCCAUGCUCAUCGCCGCCAUGGCCGUCUUGGGAGCAUGCCUCUCUCCGUCGCCGAGCGUCCGCGCGAACGCCAACAUUUGGUUCAAUAGUGUAGAAGAACUCGCCUUCCUCGACGAGGCUCUUCUUGACGAGUCUAUCACUGUUGACGAUUCCAUCUCAUGUGACGAUGACGCGGUCUAUAGGCGCCUCGAAGCGAUCCAAGCUGCCUACUUGGUUUGUCUGAUACAGUAUUGGGAGGGUGUUAAACCGAGUAAGCGUCGUAUCCGGAGGAACAGAUAUGCUGUUGUCUUGGAUGUAACAAGAGACUUUGGUUUAGGUGAUCUUUCCCGUCAUAAGCUGCCGGUUGAUUAUUCCUCCACUUUCAGUUGGAAAAGGUUUGUAUUACUGGAGAUGCUUAUUCGAACUGGGACCUACAUCUUCCUACUCGAUGGUGCGUUUGUCAUCUUCCACAACUCACCUCCGAGACUCGUCGUCGCCGAGAUGAGAAUGAGUCUCGUCUGCCCCGACUCUUGCUUCCAAGCGUCCUCUCAAGAAGAGUGCUUCGUUCUCCUACAUAAUUGGAUCUCGAGCGAACCGAGACAAGCUCAGAUGCGAGUCGUUGAUCUCGUCGAGGCCAUGUGCAACAACCACCUCAGCGACGAAGAAACUUGCCAAGGUCUAGCGGGUCUCAGCAUGCUGAACCUGUUCACGGGCAUCACUGCAUUACACACCCUCGGCUUCCACUACGAGGUAUCUCUCGCGCCCAACAGCGGGUCGUGGCACCUUCAGAUGGGGUUGAACCGAUGGAUUUCGCUCUAUGACCAGGCCGACAGCUGGGUUGUUGAAAAUUCACCCGGUCUCCUGCUGUGCGACGAAUUGUGGCGACGGCUGGGUUUCAUACGCCACGCAAAGGAAUUUUGGAUGCUUGCUCAGUUGAUGCUGGAUAAGUCG
Colletotrichum acutatum is the source of this 1284-nucleotide messenger RNA. RefSeq lists its product as uncharacterized. The annotation marks the transcript as partial. Gene Ontology annotation, biological process: regulation of transcription by RNA polymerase II; DNA-templated transcription. Gene Ontology annotation, cellular component: chromatin. Gene Ontology annotation, molecular function: DNA-binding transcription factor activity, RNA polymerase II-specific; RNA polymerase II cis-regulatory region sequence-specific DNA binding; zinc ion binding. The record is from RefSeq and is a predicted model, not a curated record. Lineage: Eukaryota; Fungi; Ascomycota; Sordariomycetes; Glomerellales; Glomerellaceae. The transcript has 5 exons.